Messenger RNA from Brassica oleracea var. oleracea, 813 nucleotides. RefSeq lists its product as uncharacterized. The record is from RefSeq and is a predicted model, not a curated record. The transcript is spliced from 2 exons. The coding region runs from base 1 to 540 and encodes 179 amino acids. Lineage: Eukaryota; Viridiplantae; Streptophyta; Magnoliopsida; Brassicales; Brassicaceae.
AUGGGACAAGAUUACAGCUACAAUCAGUCCUUUUCAUCAUCAGAGUCUGUAGACAUAACCUCCCUUCUUGAAGCCGAAUGUCAGAUUUACGGGGAUGAAGCUGACAGUAGCUACUGCAAUUCAUUGCCGGUUCAGUACCCACGUCAACCAGAGGCUGAUGAUGGAAUCCCCACGACAUGUUACUGUGGAGCUCAGCCUGUUCUCGGAUGCUCUUACACUUCUAAAAAUCCAUACAGAAGGUACUUUACGUGCGACAAUGCUGAUGAUGGAGACUGCCACGUUUGGAAAUGGUGGGAAGUGGCAGUAAUGGAGGAGAUGAUGGAGUUUCAGAGACAACUUAGGGAUCUUAAGGUCCAAGGUUAUGAGAGUGAGCAGAAGGUCCUUCACCUUGAGAAGACGGUACAUGAGCUUUCCAAGAACAAAUCAGGAGUUAAGCUAACGGUCUGUCUGUUAGUUUUAAUAGGUUUGGUGUUAUUGAUUGUGCGAGGAAUCAUUGGAAAGGUUUCAAAGGAGAGUGGCGGUCCUCGGGAUUUUCUGUAAUAAGGUAUGAUAUUUUUAAAAAAGUUAGUAUUGAUGUUGUGUUUGAAAUGAACUUAGUUUGCUUGUAACUUGCUAUCUGCUCUGAUUUGAGUUGCUUUAAUUACUUACUUAGGAAUUAAUUCGGCCUAGCUUUGGUGUUAAAUGAUAGUUAUUUGCUUUCUAUCUACCCAACUGCUCUGAUUUGAUAGGCUUUAAUUAGUAGGAAGUUAGCUUACUUAAGGGUCUUUGUCGGUAGAAUAAUGUCACACACCAACUUGUAAACAUGGCUAACAC